AUGAUCAACUACGGCGAGGCAAGAGAUCCAUUGAUCUCACCUGUCGAUGAAGCAUUUUCCAAUCAAGAAAACGUAGCUAUUGAAGCUACACCACAUUAUCACGACGAAUUUGAUUAUUCAUCUGCCGAAACUGAGGAAAGCUUUGAAGAAAGCAAACCUUUGAUGCAAGACCCAAAAGAGGAAAUGUCCGAGUACAUUGAUGAAAAAGCAGCAUUUAAAGAUUUGGAGGCUAACAGAGCAACACCAAAUGAGGGUAGAGGUAUCAACAGAUGCCGUUAUCCUGAAAUGGGAAGUAUUGCUAAAGUUCUUGGCUCUGCUUGUAUCUUUUGGAUGGUGUUUAGUUUGUAUGGCAUUAACCCAUUUUCAUGGUUGAAAUGUAACACGGGCAACGAGAUGAACCCUUAUGUGACAAGCGUUGAUGCGAUUGUUGAAUCCAUGAAUGGUCAAAAGAUCAAACACCCUUCCUCAAUCUAUAGAAAUUUAAUGGAUAUUACCAUAAAUACCAUUCCAUCCACUGGCGAUGAUGGCGAAAAUGGCGAAAGUGGCGAAAAUGGCGACGGCAAUGGAGAUGGAGAUGCUAACAAGGCCAAGGAGAUUCAAGAAAUUUCCAAUCCAUUUGUUCCGAGCCCAAGAUAUGGCAAACCCAUUUUCAAGACAAACUUGAUUAAACAUUCAUUUGGGAAUUCAUAUGGACACCCAAAGAUUUCCAAAUUUACCAUCCCCAAGAAUGUAACAUUUAAUGCUGUUGUGUUGGAAUUGUUGACUGAGGUGGAUGGAGUUCAGUACGACAGAUUGGCCAAUAUCUUUGUCAAUGGAGUACAAAUUUGGAGAACAUCAACUAUUGAGCCAAGUGGCAAGAAGGUGUUUAGUAUUGUCAAUAAGGACGUGUCGAAAUAUGCCAAACUAUUUGAAGGUCACGAUAAUGAGAUUUUAUUUGAGUUGAACAACAUUCUCAAUGAUAAGUAUACCGGUGCUUUGAAUGUUACCUUGGACGCUACAUUUUUCCAUUUUGACCCACAUCACCCACACCAUCACUCAAACCACUCGGAGGUAGAACAUGCGAAGGAACAUGAAAGUAACCACGAAAUUGCCAAAGAAAUAUUUGAAAAAAAUAACAAGGAGUACGAAUCAGAUUCAGAUUCAGAUUCGGAUUCGGAUAAUGAAGAAGAAGAAGAAGAAAAGAGACAAGAAUCAUACAAGACCAGAGAAGGCAAUUUCAAGAAGAUGCUUGGUAGGAAAGGUGGCGUGAAUCAUCGUGAAGAAAAGUCGAAGAAAGGCUGUGCUGGAAAUAGAGAGGAGAAAAAAUUCCACAACUCGGAGCACCGCAAUGACAAAGAUGGUAAAGAUGACAAAGAUGACAAAGAUGGAAAAGAUGACAAAAAGCACAAGAAACCACCACAUCAUGGCAAACCACCACAUGAUAAACCAGGUCAUCAUCCUCCUCCUCCACCACCUCCACCUCAUCAUAAAGCAGCUCAUUUGUUUCAAAUCAAUAAACCAGCAGAUUCUAUUCACGCAUUAACCUCAACAGGUAAAGAUGAAGCACCAGUGGAAUAUCUCUCUUCAAAUAGACUCAAAGUUAAAUUGCCUACUGUUUCCAAGAAUACCACACGUUUGCAACUUUCGGUUUUUGCUUCCGGUAAUGCAGCUGAAGAAUUCUGGUAUCAGAAUGUCAUUGACUCCUUUAAGGAUAUCUUUGAAGAGGAAGGAAACGAGUUUAUUGGAAAAGGUCCAUUGAGAUUUGUCAAUGUUUAUUUCAAUGGUAGAAAGAUUGCUUCUCAAACUCCCGACCCAGUUAUUUUUACCGGUGGUAUCUCACCUGCUUUGUGGUCACCAAUAGUUUCCAUUUCAGCUUUUGAUGUCCCAGCAAUUGACUUUGACGUGACACCAUUGUUGCCAUUCCUUUGGGAGCAUCAAAGUAUCGGUGAUGAGUAUAUUGAAAUUGAAAUAAGUAAUGGCUUAGGCGAGGUUGGAAUUGACAACACUACUGCAGUUAACCAAAAUUGGAUUACUUCGGCCAACUUGUUGGGAUAUGAACAUCCAUUUGUGAAGGAUACUUCAGGUGUGUUGGUCAACAUUGAUCAGCGUGACAGAGCCUCGGUUCAUCCAAUUGCUGUGCCAUUCACUCAUUCUUUCCAACAGAUUGCCAAUGGUAUAUUUAGCGCAGAGCUUGUGAGUGAUUUAAGUUUUACCUUAAAGAAUAACAAAACCCUCAAUACCACAUUUAGCAGCUUUUCCAAAGGUGAGAUUUCAAACAUUCAACACUAUGCUAGUAGUGGUGAUAUUCAAAGGUUAGUUCACGUUGGUCACUCUUCGAGCCUGAUCUUAAUCCAAGACAAGGAUAUUCCAGAACAUCAUGCAGGCAAUGACACCGACGGCGAAACUCAUCACAAGAAAAAACCAGAAAAUAUUAUUCACUCCAUUGACACUUCAAUUAGCUACCCAUUGGUCUUGAAUACCAAAACUGUUAAGAAGGAUUAUGGCUCUGAAGGUGAGUACGAUAUUGAGUACGAUGUAAGUAUUGUCAAUGCAAGAGAUUUGGAGAUGAAAUUUGACGAUCACUUUGGCAAGAUCAAAGUCAAGAGUGCUCAAAAUGGUACCUCCACCUUUACAUUGUCCAACAAAGGAAAUCAUGGUUAUGGAAGCUUGACUGCUAAAUUCUUUAAGAAAAUUGAUUUUGGAAAACAUUUCCACAAAGGUUUCUUUAGAAGAGCUGAUGCUAUCAAUGGAACUAUAGUUCAUGAAGACUUGAAGUUCCGUCCUGAUCCAGAAGACCACGAACACAAACACGGUAAACACAAGGAACACAAGAAACAUAAGGGUGAAAAAGGUGAAGAAUCUGAAAAGUUUGAAAAGGGCAAUAAGAUGCAUAAAAUGCACAAUAUUGACGACAAGCAUAAAAUGCACAUGGACCAUAAGGACCACAAGGACCACAAGAUGCAUAAAAUGCACGAGAUGGACGACGAACAUAAAAUUCGUAAAUCCCAUGAGGAUGGCAAGAUGCAUAGAAUGAAUAAGGGUCACAUGGGUCACAAAGGUCACAAAGGUCAUAAGAGCCACGAGAGAGAUGGUGAUUUGAGAGAUGAAAAGAUGUCGAUGGCCACUUCAUUGUUAUACACUUUGAAAUCACUUGGUAAAGGUUGUGCUCAAAGAGCCAAAGGUGCAGCUGACUUAAUCAAUUCACGAUUCUGGAAAUUCGAGAAUCCUCGUCAGCAAGCUCAAAAACUUUUGAAAACAUUCUCAAAAGAUGUAAGAGAAGGAUUUGACCAUAAGUUCAUAGAGAAAAAAAUGGUCAAAGCUGGUAUUCACAUGAAUUUAUAA
This is a messenger RNA of Lodderomyces elongisporus, 3321 nucleotides long. RefSeq names its product Png2p (gene PNG2). The transcript has a single exon. Bases 1 to 3321 code for a protein of 1106 amino acids. Lineage: Eukaryota; Fungi; Ascomycota; Pichiomycetes; Serinales; Debaryomycetaceae. The record is from RefSeq and is a predicted model, not a curated record.